Messenger RNA from Syzygium oleosum, 1104 nucleotides. RefSeq names its product alpha carbonic anhydrase 7-like. The coding region runs from base 75 to 911 and encodes 278 amino acids. Lineage: Eukaryota; Viridiplantae; Streptophyta; Magnoliopsida; Myrtales; Myrtaceae. The transcript is spliced from 7 exons. The record is from RefSeq and is a predicted model, not a curated record. Gene Ontology annotation, molecular function: zinc ion binding; carbonate dehydratase activity.
UUUGAGUCCUAUAUAAAGAGAAGCAUCUCUCCCACAACAUAGGAGACACAGCAUUGCAAAAGAAGAGGACAAAGAUGAAGCUCUUGGUGGCCCGAAUCUUGCUUUGCACUGUCUUCCUCUUUCUUGCUCAUCAUGUGGGUCCUGCGACAUCAGAGGAAGUUGAGGACGAGAGCCUGUUCAAUUAUGAUGCGGGGAGCGAGAGAGGUCCGGCACGGUGGGGAGAGAUCAGGAGGGAAUGGGGGACGUGCAGGAACGGAUCGAUGCAGUCUCCGAUCGAUCUCUCGAGCGAGAGGGUUCAAGUGGUGGCCCAUUUGGGAAGACUGAAGAGGUGCUAUGAAGCCUCCAAUGCCACGCUUAAGAACAGGGGACAUGACAUCGUGUUGAGGUGGGAAGGAGGUGCAGGGUCCAUUUAUGUGAACGGAACCCAGUAUUUGCUGAAGCAAUGCCAUUGGCACUCGCCCUCUGAGCAUGCCGUUAAUGGCAGAAGGUUCGAUCUUGAGCUACACAUGGUUCACGAAAGCCCCGAAGGCGAAAUUGCUGUGGUAGGAGUCAUGUACAAGCUGGGCCAACCCGAUACUUUCUUGUCAACGAUGAUGAAACAUAUAGAAGGAAUUGCUGAUAGCCAUGGAGUCGAGAGAGCCAUCGGAAUAGUGAACCCGAAGCACAUAAAGAUUGGAAGCAGAAACUACUACAGAUACGUGGGCUCUCUUACGGUGCCUCCCUGCACUCAAAAUGUUCUCUGGACCAUUGUUCAAAAGGUGAGAACUGUCACAAGAGAGCAAGUGAAGUUAUUGCGUGAAGCUGUUCGCGAUGACUCUGAAUUCAACGCCAGGCCAUUGCAACCCAUAAAUAGGCGCCCGGUGCAGCUGGUUAGUCCAACCGACAGCGAAUUAGAAAGCGAGAAUCCGUGAUUUUGCUGUUAAUGCCCUCGUUAGCGGACGACGCAGAGCUUCUUUCAGUGAUAGUAUAAUGUAAUUGACAGGGUGGAAAAUAGGUGCAGAAGUUGGUUAAAGGCUACUUAAUCAUAUAUUAGAGCAGCCGGAGAUUUUGUUCCCCUCGUGCAUGCUCAUCGGUUUCUCGGUUUAUCAUUACCUGCAGUUACCA